UUUUCUUCCUUUUUUAGUUCCAUUUUUUUACAAAAAAUUUUUUUAUUUAAAUUUUAAAAUGAAUUUUCUUGCAAAACAUUUCUUUGAUUACCAAUCAGUUAUUAAUUUACCCCAUACAGCAGUUCAAAUGCAUAAAAUGCCCCCUUCCCAAGCUGGCUGUGAUCCUAGUGCUGCUUGGGCCCCAAAGGAUUUACAUGUUUCAGGCAAAAAUCAUGCAGCGCCCGCUGCUCGUGCUAAUCGGGGUUAUCAUGGGGGAGAUCAAAGGACGGGAAGUCAUCGACAUGGAAGACCGAGUAAAUUAGAAUUUAGAAAUUGGGGAGAAAGGCAUGGAGAAUUACGUUCAGAAAAGAUAAUUCCCCACACAGAAAAUUGGAUUGAAAAAGAAAAAGAUUUUAUUGGAAGGGAAGAAAAUAAUUGUAGUAAUUGUGGAGGGCUUUCUGUUGCAGCAACAGCAAUUAUAGGUCCAGGCCCGUCUUUAAAUAAUUUUCAAAAACAAAAAUUGAUAAAUUAUUCAUCAAAAAGACAACCACCACCCCUUCCCCAAUCUUCUUUAAAUAAAAAUAAAACAAAACAACAACAAAAAGAAUUAUUUCAAAAAAAUAUUUUAAUUAUUUUAACUUUGGGGGAACAUUUCGAUUUUUUAACUUUAACUUUAAAAACUUUGAAGGGUUUUUGGAAUUUAGAAAAAGAAAAAGAUAUUGUUAUUAAUUUACGUUUAUUUGAUUCUUCUAAAAUUGUGGAUGAACGUAAAAAAUUAAUUUCUUCAAAACAACAAAAAGAAGAAGAAAUUUUGGAAGAAAAAGAAGAAGAAGAAUAUUUAUUGGGGCAAUCAUUCCUUUUAAAAUCUCCAAAUUAUUUACGUUUACCUUUUUGUCAAUUAAAUAUUAAUAUUUUAUUUGAAAAUUUUGGUGGUUAUUAUUUAUUAAUUGGGCCUUCAGGAAGUAUUUCUAAAGGAAAUAUUCAUUGGAAACAAAUGAUUAAACAACCUAGUUUUUUAACUUAAAUUAUUUAAUUAUUUUCUUUUAAAGAUACUCCAAUAGCUAUGUGGCACGAAUUAAUUCCUUUA
This is a messenger RNA of Meloidogyne enterolobii, 1066 nucleotides long. NCBI's taxonomy places the organism in Eukaryota, Metazoa, Nematoda, Chromadorea, Rhabditida, Meloidogynidae. The record is from the annotation of a GenBank genome assembly.